UUCCUCUUCCCUGAAUCAACCACGACUUCAAGCCAUAUUCUUACCCCUCAUAUAGACCACGAGUCAAGAAGAAGUGAAGGCAUCUCGGCAUCCCUGAUCACAGCCAACAAAGUCACACAGGCGCAUCGCGCAUCACCCACCGUCAACGACCUCCGUGCCAUCUCACGAGAGUCGACAGAUCGCAGAAUCGCAAAACGCCUCCUUGGGCGCAAACUGCAUAACAUCUUAAUUACCGGCUAGCUUCUCACGUCGUUUGCGACGGGGGAUUGGUCAGGUCUCAUCACCCACUCUUCAACCUCAACUUUUGUUCUCCCUAACCACAGCCCUCAUCAUCAUAAUGGACUCCGUACCAGCUCAAGCCCACCAGGGCUUGAAGGAAGCGGGUGCUGCUUCUGCUUCUCACCUCACAUCUACCACAUCUCUACCGACCAAGGUUGAGUCACGAACAGCAGUGAUGGAGGCUCUCGAGGAUAUCGUCUAUGGUUCAGCCGCCGGCAUCGUAGGCAAAUACAUCGAAUACCCCUUCGACACCGUCAAAGUCCGUCUGCAAUCCCAGCCCGACCACCUCCCACUCCGGUACACCGGUCCCCUCGAUUGCUUCCGCCAAUCCAUCCGCGCCGACGGUUUCCUCGGUCUCUACCGGGGCAUCACUGCGCCCCUUGUCGGCGCCGCCCUCGAGAAUUCCUCCCUCUUCUUCUUCGAGCGCAUCGGCCGCGGCCUCAUCUACUCUUCGGGCUUUGCGCCUCGCGACUCCGAACUUUCUUUGUCCGCCCUCUGGUUCACCGGCGGUUUUGCCGGCGCCUUCACCAGCUUGAUCCUGACGCCCGUCGAGCUAGUAAAGUGCAAGAUCCAGGUCCCCGACGAACCCGGCGGAGCAGGAGGGGCGCAGCGGCGUGCCCCGUUGAAGCCGAUCCCCGUGAUCAAGGAGAUCUUCCGGCACGAAGGACUGCGCGGGUUCUGGCAUGGCCAGCUCGGCACGCUGAUCCGCGAAGCAGGCGGUUGCGCGGCUUGGUUCGGCUCCAAGGAGACCACGUCCAAGUGGUUCCGGGAGCGGAACGAGCGCGCCCUGGUCAAGCGCGGCGGUAGCCAGGAUGACGUGCUGGCGAGCAGGGAGAGGGCGCUGCCGCUUUGGCAGCAGGCGAUCGCGGGCGCGUCGGCGGGUAUGAGCUAUAAUUUCCUGUUUUUCCCGGCCGAUACGGUCAAGAGCAGGAUGCAGACGAGCCCGAUUGGGGAUAAUGGAGGGGUGGGCGCGGUGCCCAAGAAGAGUUUUGGCGAGGAGGCGAGGGCGCUGUGGAAGCAGGCGGGCGUCAAGGGGUUCUAUAGGGGGUGCGGGAUCACGGUGUUGAGGAGCGCGCCGAGCUCGGCGUUUAUCUUUAUGGUGUAUGAUGGGUUGAAGAAGUAUUUUCCUAUGGCUUGAGUGGGGGUUGGUUGGGUCUUGACGAGGGUCAGACCGACUCCUGGAGGGAAAGGGAAAGAUAAAACAAGAGAAGAUGAGGGCCGUCAAUGUUUGCUUGGGGGAUCUAGAGCAUAAGAAAGAAGGCGCAAGGGCCGGGAGAGAGAGAAGAAGAGGGAAAAACGGUCGGCGCAAAGUUAUAGAUGGGGUUGGUUGGUUGGAACUGGAGCGUUUGCAUCUGUUUUACAUCAUUUCAUUUCAUGGAGGAUUGAUACCAAGAUAGAAAAGAAGGAAAAACGGAUUGUGGCUAAAGAGAGAUAGAUACCCAGGUAUCUCAAAACGUUCAGUUACAUAGAACGAGGGUUUUGGUAGACUAGUUUGCUUGCACAUACAACAAAACUGGUUUAGAGCAACUUUGACAGCAGUGGUUUUC
Molecule: messenger RNA, 1826 nt
Organism: Neurospora tetraspora
Lineage: Eukaryota; Fungi; Ascomycota; Sordariomycetes; Sordariales; Sordariaceae
Product: amino acid transporter
Exons: 2
Coding region: 338-1417 (359 amino acids)
Biological process (GO): mitochondrial L-ornithine transmembrane transport
Cellular component (GO): mitochondrion
Molecular function (GO): L-ornithine transmembrane transporter activity
Source: RefSeq, a predicted model, not a curated record